AUGGUCAGAAAGGAGGAAGAGAGGCUGUUGACCGGCUAUCAUGCGUAUAUCGAAAAAAUGGAGCAGGCGAAAGCGAAAGUCGAACACUCUUCAGAGCCGAUGGACAGUGCGACGUUGUCUCCUGAUUCUAACGCGGCACGAAACUCAGUCAGCGCAGAGGCGAUUGAUUCAGUGGCCAGUGUCAAGGCCCCAUCUUCCGUUGGUGAGGCGCAGGCAGACGCUUCGAGCACAGCAGAAAGCUUGGACGCAACCCAAAGUAUUCCGUCCGUUGAAGAUGCCUCAACGGCAAGUAAAGACGGCUGUGACGAAGACUGCUCCAGAGGAAGCAUUGAGGCGCACCAGAAUGCAACUUAG
Messenger RNA from Soboliphyme baturini, 354 nucleotides. The record is from the annotation of a GenBank genome assembly. Lineage: Eukaryota; Metazoa; Nematoda; Enoplea; Dioctophymatida; Soboliphymatidae.